UUGAGGUAAAACAAAUUCAGAUAAAAUUUAAUCUACUAAAUCUAAAUGUUUUGAAGUGAGUUUGAAUGUUAAGAACAUUUGAAGCUGAAAAAUGGAUAAAAAAUCAUCGAGAUGCCAUGCGCUAUCCCAGACUGACCGAUUCGAUGAAACAGGCGAAUUGCAUCGUAUAAACAACGAAAAUAUAAAUAAGAUAACAUAUUUAUCUAAAACCUUGGAACAAAAAGACGACCUGAUUAAACUUCUCUUAAGAGAAAAGAGCAUAUUGCAAUGUGAGAAAGAUUUGCUUCAAAAAGAGCAGUUGUCGGCAGUACGAGAUAAGGAAAGUAUUGUAAUGAGAUUUGCGAUUGUAGAAAAAAAUGUAAUUGAUUUAAAAAGUCAAUUAGAACAAGCUGAAAAACGAGAGAAAAAGAUAUUGAAGGAAUGUGACACACUGAACAACAGAGUCAAAGCUGCAAAAGACGAAAAAAUGCGUAUCAAUGCCGCAUUGGAUGUAAAGUGUCAAGAGCAUAUUCAUUGUCUAAGGGAUAUUGAAACAUUAAAAACGGAGAUUUCUUCCUUAGAAACCAAAUGCAGAUGGAACACUGUAAAGCUAAGAAAAGAGAUAGAAUGCAAACAUGCCCUUGAAAAAGAACUACAGGAACUUCAGAAGAACCUCGAAAAUAAUCAAAAGCCAGAAACAGAUGAAUGUAGUUCACACAAAGUUGCGGAAUUAAAGCAAGCUUGCAUGUGUGCUGAAAAUAACAAACUGCACCAGGAAAACUUGAAUCUGCAAAAUCUGCUAGAUAACAAUGUCAUGAAAGUUGCUGAAUUACAGGCAAAAAUGAAUGACUUAGAAGCACUAAGAGCUCAACUAUCAAUAUCAAAGGAUGCGAAUUGUAAUCUUACAGAGCACAUACAAUAUGUCCAGAAGCAGCUGACUGAGCUUACAGAUGACAUAAACAAGUUUCAAAAAAGAGAAUAUGAACUAUUGGCUUUGAAUCAAGAGUUGGGAUCACUGAAUGCAAAGCUGCAAAAUGAUAUUUUAUUACAUGUGUCAAAAAGCCAGGCUGCUUCAUUGGAAAAUAAUGAAGCAAAUAAAACUCAAUACGAAUGCCAAAUAAACAAAUUACAAGAAGAGCUGGAUAGUGAAAGAAAAGAUCGUUUUGAGGAGCGCUUAGUGAUGGCUAAACACUUUGCUGAAAAAUCAAAAGAAUGCGAUAAUUUACAACAGAAGCUAAACCAGGCAUUGGAGGACAUGACUGUUAUAAAGAGAAAACAUGCAAUGUUGGUAAAGGAUCUACAGCGAGAAAUUGCAUCGUUACAAAAAUCAUCGUUACUACAACAAAUCACUGAAUCACAACAGGAGGAGCAAAUUAAAUCAUCUGUUACUACGGAAGAUUGUAUGGAUCGCGUAGAUGUUUAUGAAGAAAAGGUGAGUAAUAAGGAGCUAUAA
This is a messenger RNA of Ochlerotatus camptorhynchus, 1432 nucleotides long. It is a transcript of the gene Golgin104, whose product is annotated as Golgin 104. Gene Ontology annotation, cellular component: trans-Golgi network. Gene Ontology annotation, biological process: vesicle cytoskeletal trafficking. Bases 92 to 1432 code for a protein of 446 amino acids. The record is from RefSeq and is a predicted model, not a curated record. NCBI's taxonomy places the organism in Eukaryota, Metazoa, Arthropoda, Insecta, Diptera, Culicidae. Gene Ontology annotation, molecular function: small GTPase binding. The transcript has 7 exons.